Molecule: messenger RNA, 4687 nt
Organism: Helicoverpa armigera (cotton bollworm)
Lineage: Eukaryota; Metazoa; Arthropoda; Insecta; Lepidoptera; Noctuidae
Gene: wts
Product: serine/threonine-protein kinase Warts
Exons: 5
Coding region: 545-3622 (1025 amino acids)
Biological process (GO): hippo signaling; peptidyl-serine phosphorylation; G1/S transition of mitotic cell cycle
Molecular function (GO): protein binding; ATP binding; protein serine/threonine kinase activity
Source: RefSeq, a predicted model, not a curated record
AGCUUUAGGAACAUACAAAAGAAUGUGGUAAUUCUUCAAAAUGGUCGCUUUGUAUGGUUUGCCAACUUGCAUGUCUGUGUUUCAGAGUUCUUUGUUUUCGUAAUUCAUUGGAUGUUAUUACAUUUAUGGAAAAGUGUAUGCAAAUUCACAGUUGUUUAGUUACGAUAUGAACAUUGACAUUGUUAUCAUAAUUUGUGGUGUCCGAGAAAGAUGUCAUCGGUAAUGUGAGAGCUCUUCGAUAGAAUUUUAUUUUACAAGAUUAUGACGUUUGUGAUUCCGAAUCAGAUGUGCAGAAAGUGAAAAAUAUCCUGUCCAUUACAAGAGUUCUCAAAGCAUUGGAUGUCCUUAUUAUGUUGAGUGAAACCAGGCAUUAGCAAGAAACAAAACAAACAAACUUGAACACAUCUGGGCUACAAGUUGCUGGACAAUAUUUGGGUGUAUAUUAAAUGCAAUAGUGAGCAGUGAGAAUGAGUGUGAGAAGGUGGUGUGUGCUGGUGUGAUGGGAGGGGUCGGGUGAGAGGUGAGGCGCUCGGGCGCGGGCGCCAUGAACCCGCCGGCGCCCCGCCAGGCGGCCGCUCGCUCCGGCUAUCAUCAGAAGGCGCUAGCCCAGAUCCGCAACUCGCUACUACCAUUUGCUAACAAUGGCAACUCAGAGCCUCCGGGCUCGUCAGCAGCCAGCACCGUUAGCUCCGGUGUCAGCUCUGGCUUCAGCUCAUCGUCGGGGAAUGGGCUGGAUAAAGAUUUGACUGCAUUACCGCAGACCUUAAAUCAACUGAUUGCAUUGGGGUUUGAUGAGGAUGCAGCAGUUAGAGCAUUAAAAUAUGCUGGAGGGCGAUUUGACGCAGCAUUAGAUUAUCUGUCAAAGCAACAGGAAUCUCUUAAUGGAGUCCUUAAAACAAGUAAUUUAAAUGCACUGAACUCCAAGCUUAUAAGGAAACCUAGUCUAGAGCGUGAAAUCAACCUCCAUAGAGGUAGUCCUGCACUCGAUUCUGGGGCAGGUAGCUCUCGGUCCGACAGCCCUCGGCAGUCGGACGCACCUCCCCUCCCUCACGAGAAGUUGAGCAGGCAGUACUCGCCGUCCGGUUUCUCUGAGCCGCCGCCCCCUCCCCCGCCGCGAUGUCCGUCCACGCCGCCGGUGAUGCCGUCCGUGCAACAGCUCAUGAAGCGCAUGUCGCCGGCGCCGCCGCUGCCGCCCGCGCGCGGCACCAGCCCCGUGGCGGCCGGUGCGCCCACGCCACCCGCCCGCCAGCCCAUGAUAGUGCAAAACGGCCCUCAAGUACAGCAGCAGCUAACGCAGCAGAUCCAGGCCUUGAGCAUAUAUCAGUCGUCGGGCGGCGGCGCAGAACUCCCACCUCCAUAUCCGCUAUCAGGCGUGCCGCCACCACCAUCCUAUUCCGUGUCGAUGCAGAAUCGACAGAGUCCCACGCAAUCCCAAGAUUACAGGAAAAGUCCGUCGUCAGGGAUUUAUUCGGGAGGUACCUCCGCCGGAUCGCCGAGUCCGAUUACGGUAACGCAAUCGACUGGCUCUGCGUCCGGGAUGACUCGCCCUACGCCUAUUCAGGCGUGGACCGCGAGACAAGCGGUGCAACCUCCUAUUAUAAUGCAAUCUGUGAAGAGUACACAAGUCCAGAAACCUGUUCUGCAGACAGCCAUCGCGCCUGUUGCUCCCCCACCCGUCGCGAGUUCGACCGCGCAGCCUCCUCCACCCUCGUACGCUAGUUCUAUUCAGCAAAAGCAACAGGCGCAGACGCCGCCGAGCUACCCGCUGGCGCCGAAGCCGUCGUCACCGGGCUCCACUCCGCCGGUCAUACCGACCGCGACCACUCCCACCGUCCCCACCACGGAGCCGCCGAGCUACGCGAUCACCAUGCAAGCGCUGGCGGUGCAGAGAGGGAUGCAUCCUAUUCCACCGCCGCCAUAUGGUAAUCAAAACGAUAACACGACUACAGUCAAUUCCCACCACUCACCUUUACAUAAGAAAUUUUCAAACACCGGUGAACCUUCCCAGGUAGAAAUUAAAUGUCCCAAUCAUAACUGUACGAACAAUCUCUUGAAAGACAGUGUCACAGCGUCCAGUUCAGAUAAAAGCUCGAAUGGUUCUUCUGAGCGUCGGCCCAAAGGUGUCGAAAAGAUACGGCAUCAAUCCCCCAUACCGGAGCGAAAGAACAUUAGUAAAGAAAAAGAAGAUGAACGAAGAGAUUGUAAAGUUAGAAAUUAUUCGCCUCAAGCCUUUAAGUUCUUUAUGGAACAGCAUAUCGAGAACAUUUUGAAGUCGUAUAAGCAGCGGAACUUUAGACGAAUGCAGUUGGAGAAAGAAAUGACGAAAAUUGGUCUCAGUGCGGAAGCACAAUGUCAAAUGAGGAAGAUGUUAUCUCAGAAGGAAUCCAACUACAUUAGAUUAAAGAGAGCGAAAAUGGAUAAGUCCAUGUUUACGAAGAUAAAGCCGAUAGGAGUGGGGGCCUUUGGGGAAGUGACGUUAGUAAGGAAGAUUGAUACUAGUCAUCUAUAUGCCAUGAAGACACUGCGCAAGGCUGACGUGCUGAAGCGGAACCAGGUCGCGCACGUGAAAGCCGAGAGGGAUAUCCUAGCGGAGGCUGACAACGAGUGGGUCGUUAAGCUUUACUACAGCUUCCAGGAUAAAGACAACUUGUACUUUGUGAUGGACUACAUACCUGGGGGUGACCUGAUGUCUUUGUUAAUAAAGCUGGGAAUAUUCGAGGAGAGCCUGGCGAGGUUCUACAUCGCGGAGCUGACGUGCGCCGUGGAGAGCGUCCAUAAGAUGGGCUUCAUCCACAGGGACAUCAAGCCCGACAAUAUACUAAUAGAUCGCGAUGGCCAUAUCAAGCUCACUGACUUCGGUCUAUGUACAGGAUUCAGAUGGACGCAUAACUCGAAAUACUAUCAAAGAAAUGAUCACGGGCGGCAAGACUCGAUGGACCCGGUGGACGGCGAGUGGGGCGCCAUGGGCGAGUGCCGCUGCCACCAGCUCAAACCUCUAGAAAGGCGGCGCAAGCGGGAGCAUCAGCGUUGCCUCGCCCACUCGCUAGUUGGCACGCCUAACUACAUCGCGCCCGAAGUCCUGCAACGCACGGGGUAUACCCAGCUGUGUGACUGGUGGUCGGUUGGCGUCAUUCUCUAUGAGAUGCUGGUCGGCUCGCCGCCUUUCCUCGCGUCUACGCCCGCCGAAACACAGCUAAAGGUUAUAAAUUGGGAGAGCACUCUCCAUAUCCCGGACGCUGCGAAAUUAUCUCCCGAGAGCAAGGAUUUAAUCCUACAGCUAUGCUCUGGUCAGGAGACGAGGCUCGGCAAGGAUGCCAACGAGGUGAAGAACCACCCGUUCCUGCACGGCAUCGACUUCGACAAGGGGCUGCGGAGGCAGGUGGCGCCAUACAUACCCCGGAUUGACUACGCCACCGACACGUCCAACUUCGACCCCGUGGACCCGGACAAGCUGCGCAACUCGGGCAGUUCCGACUCCAACAAGUCCGACAGCGAACUGCUCGACAACGGUAAGACGUUCCACGGCUUCUUCGAGUUCACGUUCCGAAGGUUCUUCGAUGACGGCUACACGAACAAAAUCAACCUAGACGACAACGAUAACCAGGGCCCCGUGUACGUAUAGAACGAGCUCCGCGAUACCGACAGUGAUAAAAGAGACACUGAGACUAACUUGUAGGAUUUUUUUACAAAGUGUGUGCCUUUGACUCUCUCUAUUAAAACAUUAGUUUUUGUAAACGUAACGAAUAUAACGUAUUUAAAAUUAAUUAAAAGCCGUAUUGUUAAUAAUCCCGGUGAUAAUGUUGUAAUAUUGUAUCGUUAUGUAUUUGUAAGAGUAAUCUUAUUUCACUGUAAUAUAUGUAACGGAUGGAUCACAGUAGUGCAUAGCCUAACUAUGGUGCUGUUAGCGGCCGACAAAGGCCGCGAUGUCUAAUGUCCAUUCAGUGUAUACUAUUUUUUGUAACUAGAGAAAUUAUUUAUGAGAUAAGAACAAGCUUACUGGAAUUAGCGAAUGAUUGUCAUUAUAUUUUCUUAUGUAUUUAUCGAGGUAGGUCGCUUAUGUGUGUUUGUUUAUAUACAUGUAAAACGUUUACUUAUGAUUCAUUAACAUCAUACAAACUUUGGCAUAUUUAGUAAAACAUACUGUGCUUCCAUGUUGUCUACAGGACACUAGCUCAUAAUGUGUGCCUUAGAAUUCAAUAUUAACAUUUACAAGUGUAUCUUAAAGAAUUGUGAUGGGUCAAUCGAUUGUAGACUACAACAUAGUGGAUAAAGUUUUAUAACUCGACAUAAUGUACUGAGUGCAAUACAUAUUUAUUACCAAACAAAAGUCGACGCAUACUUGAUUUGCUGUUGUUGAAGUUUUACUUCGAUUCUUAAUUUAGUUGAGCACAUUUUGACUUGAAUUUUUGUGUUUAAAAUAUGCAAGAUUUUGUAACUACCAAUUAACUAACAAUAUCCAAUAUAGUCGCAAGGUAAAUAACAUAAAGUAAUGAGAACAAAAGGCGUUAGAGCCGCCAUACAUAACAAACUGCUUGUUUGUGGUCGUUAUAAGAGAAAACGCCAUUUUUCACUUGUACAGUAAAAUAUGAGUCAGUUCAAUUAUAAAUUAUGUGUUAUUGAAUGUAAAUUGUUUUAUUCUGAAAUGAAUCAUGCUUAUAAGUGAAUGAAAAUAAAAUAUGGGAAUUUU